Molecule: messenger RNA, 2782 nt
Organism: Nematolebias whitei (Rio pearlfish)
Lineage: Eukaryota; Metazoa; Chordata; Actinopteri; Cyprinodontiformes; Rivulidae
Product: GRB10-interacting GYF protein 1
Biological process (GO): insulin-like growth factor receptor signaling pathway
Molecular function (GO): protein binding
Source: RefSeq, a predicted model, not a curated record
CGUUUUUUUGUUUGUUUCUUUUUUUAUGUUUUACAACUUUUUUUCAGCUGUGAGUAGCAGGAGCUUCCAUUCUCCAAAACUAUCAUCAGAACCCCUUCCUUACCUAGUUAGGACCUGAUAACCUGGCAUUCCUCAAACACCUGAAACUGGCAGCUAUUUCCUUUUUGUCUGUGUUUGGGGAGCUCUGUGACCACAGCUUAAGCACCACUCAGCCUUCUAGUCACCUAAGCCUAACUAAAGCCAGCCAGCUCUAGCCUGGUCCAGCCCAGUUCAGCCUGCUCCGAUCAUCUGGACAGGAUACUCAGUUCUGUGUGGACGUGAGGAAUAUGACUGCUGAGACUCUUAACUUCGGCCCAGAAUGGCUUCGUGCACUGUCCAGUGGGGGGAGUGUGACGUCUCCCCCUCCUUCCCCCGCCAUGCCAAAGUACAAGCUGGCCGAGUAUCGCUACGGCCGAGAGGAGAUGUUAGCACUUUAUAUCAAAGACAACAAGAUGGUGGUCCUCGCUCAGCGGGCUGGCGGGACCACAACGCUCCAGGCGAAAGUCGCCGGAGGAAGUUUGACUUUGACAUCCGGGACGCCGAAGGUCACGGUCCUGGCCGCCGGCGUGCGGGGAGCGACGGACUUGAGGACGACAGGGACGGCCUGCCCGAGUGGUGCACGGAUGAGGAGGACGGAGAGAUGGGAACCUUCGACUCCUCUGGAAUCUUCAUGCCUCUGAAGAGAGUAAAGAGGCCAUGUGUUCUUCAGUGGAGGACACGAUGAAACCAGCAUCACCCUUCUCUUCCUCUCCUCCCGCCCACGGUGCCCCUCCAUCACUGGAACCUGGGAACGGUGCUCAGCUGAUGGAGAACUCUCAUGUGAACAACAGCCAUUCUGUGAAGGCCAGCAGCUCGCCUGCAGAUGACUUGGCUCCCAUCGGGAUCUCCAAGGCCCAGUUGAGCCCCCCCACCCCCAGCGCUGCCGUCGUCUCCUCCUCCAGCCUACCUCCCCCACCCUCUUCCUCUGCUGCUCCUCUCCUCCCUCCUUCAGGAGGAGACACCGAGGACGAUGAAGGCAUGAAGCACCUACAGCAGGAGGCAGAGAAGAUGGUGGCGUCACUGCAGGACACCUCUUUGGAGGAGGAGUGUUUCACCCAGGCUCUGCAGCAGCAGGAGAGCAGGAAUACAGCUGCUGCUCUGCCUUUAACUCACGAGGCUGCCAUGAAGUGGUUCUACAAGGACCCGCAGGGCGAGAUCCAGGGCCCGUUCACCACGGUGGAGAUGUGCGAGUGGUUCCAGGCCGGCUACUUCACCAUGACCCUGCUGGUGAAGCGGGGCUGCGACGAGGGCUUUCAGCCCCUGGGGGACGUCAUCAAGAUGUGGGGCCGCGUGCCCUUCGCCCCGGGGCCCUCCCCUCCGCCCCUGCUGGUGAGACAGCUCCCACCAACGCAGCGCCCGCAGCCCAACCGGGGGCCCGCCGGGACUGGAAACCUGGACCAGGAGCGUCUGAAGAAGCAGCAGCAGGAGCUGGCGGCCGCAGCCCUUUAUCAGCAGCUCCAACAGCAGCAGCAGCAGCAGCAGCAGCUACUCCAGCUCAUUAACAGGUGCAGUGAGCAGGGUAUAAUGCCUUCGAUGAACAGGUCGAUGUCAGUGCCAGAUACAGGGUCCAUGUGGGACAUGCAUACCUCAGCUUCACAGUCGUCAGGCGGUGAAGCCAGUCUUUGGGACUUAACAAUGAAUCCUUCUACUCAGGGUCCAGCUCUUGAACUGCUUCAGAAGCAAAUCCAAGAGAGGCGUGACGCUGAACUCAGGGCGAAGCGGGAGGAGGAGGAGCGUAAGAGAAGGGAGGAGAAGAGGAGGCAGCAGCAGGAGGAGCAGAAAAGGAGGGAGGAGGAGGAGAUGUUCAGACGCAAGCAGUGUCGUCAGCAGGAACUGGUCAUGAAGCUGCUGCAGCAGGCCCCCCAGCAGCAGGGACCGGGGGCGAGCGGCUCCAGUUGGAGCAGCGCUUCAUCCUCGGGGCUACCAAAAGCAGGGAAGUCUCUGACUCUGCUGGAGCUGCAGAGAGCUCAGCAGCAGAGGCACUCUGGCAUGUCCAUGGGGAGCUCCUCCAUGGGCGGGCAGUGGUCGGAGAGCGUCGGCAUGUGGGGUGCUGGUUUGGAGGGUAAGGGCGGAAGCGGCGGCUCCUCCGGCAGCAUGGGGAUGUGGGACGAGGCCGUGAAGACCCAGGCCGGCCUUCGAGGGAGCAGCAACAACAACAUGGGCUUGAAGAACAGCCGCAGCAGCCCCUCCCUCAGUGAGCAGUACAUGAUGCGUCGUAAGAGGACCGAGGAAGAGGACAAGCUGCUGAAGAUGCUGCAGGGCAUGAAGCCUCAGGACGGCUUCACCACCUGGUGUGAACAGAUGCUGCACGCCCUCAACACCUCUGCCAACAACUCCUCCUCUCUGGAUGUUGCCACGAUCGUGGCUUACCUGAAGGAGGUGGAGUCUCCCUAUGCAGUGCUGGAUUUCAUCCGGUCCUACCUUGGGGACACUGUGGAAGCCAAAGAGUUCGCCAAACAGUUUCUUGAGCGACGUGCCAAACAGAAAGCCAACCAACAGAGGCAGCAGCAGCAGUUGUCAAAGGAGGUGGGUGGGUUGAACAUGAACUUCCCUCUGCAGGACUCGAUGCGAGGUAUGAAUCCGAGCUCUCUGCAGUCCAUGUUUCAGGCCAACCACAUGGGCAAAGCUGGUCUCUAUGACAACCAGGGGGGGAAGAUGAAGAAGAAACAGCCCAUGAUGCUGCACUCUGACCCCAGCAUCUUAG